AUGUUAUCCAAUAUUAGAAUACUACGAAAAAAUCACGCGAAUAUCAUAAAAAUUUUAAUACCAUCUUUUGGCAACCAAAAUUAUUUAUCAAGAUCACAUAGUAUAAUAAGUCCAAUAUUAAUACGGCAUUUCUCAAAAUCCAAUAAAUCAAGCAUAAAUUCCUCGAAACACCUUUUAAAUGAAAAAUCAAACGGAAAACUAGGUAUUAAAUCAUCUGCCGUUAAUACCACCUCUGCUACAAAAGCAACACUUUUAGCUCAAACAAGUUCAAGAUUACAAAGAUUAUGGCUAAAUAUCAAGUGGCCAUUGAUAAGAAAUGGUAAAGGUUCAAAAUGGGAUAUAUCGUCAGCCUUCAUUUCUACAAUGAUUAUGGGAAAUUUAUUAUGGAUUAUUUUGGGAACUACGACUUUUGGUUUAGUAGUUAUGUAUUCUUUACAUUAUUUAGAUAAUUUGUUCUCAGAUACAGAAACCAAGGAAGAGAAAAGGCACAAAAAUAGUGUUUUUGGUUAUAUAACAAGUAGUAUAUUGUCAAAUGGAUUAGGAUUUAAUUUACAAUUUGAAAAGGGAAUAUUACCAGAAUUUAAAGAUGGGAAAUUACGAUUCAAGAAUUUUAAAUUAGUAUCUAAAGAUAAUAGUCAAUUAAAAGUUACUGCAAAUAUUGAAGCAAUGGAUUUAACAUUAUCAUUUAAUAAAUGGUAUGAAGGAAAUGGAUUAAUUUAUGAUUUAGAAAUAUUUGGAUUAAAUGCUAAAAUCGUUAAGAAAUCAGAUACAAAGGAAGAUUUAGUUGAUAUUGAUAAAAAUUAUCUUUUUGAACAUGUUAAAAUUUUUGAUUCAUUUUUGGAGAUAUAUGAACCAAAUUCAGAUGAACCAACUAAAAUAAAUAUUUUUAGUUGUGAUUUACCAAAAUUAAGGGGUGAUCAAUUAGUUCUUGAUUUUUUCAAUGCAAACAAUGCAUCUGGAGCUAUAAAUAAUUCAUUAUUUACUAUUCAUAAAAGACAAAGUUUAGAUCCUCAAAGUAAACCUGAUGAUAAAUUAAUUAGAUUUAAAUUAGAUGCAAUUGAUUUAGGUAACAUUUCAAAAGUUAACCCCAAACUGAAAUUUAAUUGGUUAGUUAAUGGUAAAGCAGAAGUUAUAGCUGAUAUAACAUUACCUAAAAAUGAGGAACAUAACGAAUCAAUAAGUGAUUUAAUCACAAAAUUAUUUAAUAAUAUUUCAAAUAUGAAUAAACCAACUGAAAAAUCCAAUGAAGAUUCAUUAUUAAAAGACGCAAUCAAUGCUAUAUAUUAUACUUUUAAAUCAUCAGAUAAUGAAGAAAUACUCAAUGAAUCUUAUGUAAUGAUUAACGUAAAAGUUAAAUUUUCAGAAUUACAAGCAAGUUUACCACAAAAUUUACCAUUAUCUUCAAAUUCAGUUCCAUUCAUAUCAUUAUCAGAUUUAAGGUCAAUAAUAGGUUUUAUAAAUCAUGAAAAACAACCAAUAACUUUAAAAACCACAAUAAUUGAAAAAAUUUCAAAUCUUUAUAAUAUUGAACAUUUAGGUCAAACUAAAAUGUUUGAUUCAAUAGUUGCUGAUAUGUAUGAAGAAUUAAUUGGAAUGGUUAAAGAAGAUGAAAAAAGAAUUGUUUCUUCAAAAACUUGGACUAAAACUAUUGCUACUCAAUUAAUACUUUUGGGUUUAGGUGCAUUAGCUUAA
This is a messenger RNA of Lodderomyces jiufengensis, 1692 nucleotides long. RefSeq lists its product as uncharacterized. Bases 1 to 1692 code for a protein of 563 amino acids. Gene Ontology annotation, cellular component: mitochondrial inner membrane. NCBI's taxonomy places the organism in Eukaryota, Fungi, Ascomycota, Pichiomycetes, Serinales, Debaryomycetaceae. Gene Ontology annotation, biological process: mitochondrion inheritance. The transcript has a single exon. The record is from RefSeq and is a predicted model, not a curated record.